AUGGGAGUUCCAGCAUUCUUCCGAUGGUUGUCUAACAAGUACGAAAAGAUCGUCGUUCCUGCUCAGGAGAUUGAAGGUGAAACAGUCGAUGGCGAAAAGAUCCCCGUGGACCAGACGCUACCAAAUCCCAACGGCAUUGAAUAUGACAAUCUUUAUCUGGAUAUGAAUGGUAUCAUUCACCCCUGUUGCCACCCCGAGGAUCGUCCCACCCCCACAAGCGAGGAUGAGAUGAUCACUUUGAUCUUUGAGUAUGUCGAUCGUAUCAUGAACAUUGUGCGUCCCAAGCGCAUACUGUACAUGGCUGUCGAUGGUGUGGCACCCCGAGCCAAGAUGAACCAGCAACGUUCACGCCGUUUCCGUGCUGCCCAGGAGUCUGAGGAGAAUAAGAUCAAGAAAGAGGAAGAACGCAACCGACUGAUUCGCGAAGGUCUUACGCUGCCCCCGGAGAAGAAGAAGUUCGACUUUGAUCGCAAUUGCAUUACGCCUGGUACUGAAUUCAUGGCGCAUCUCAGUGAGUGCUUACGGUAUUACAUUCAUGAGAGAGCGAGCACGCACCCCGCCUGGAAGGGUGUCAAGGUUAUCCUCUCCGAUGCUACCGUUCCCGGCGAGGGUGAGCACAAGAUCAUCGACUACAUCCGCAAGCAACGAGCCAGGCCGUCGCACGACCCCAACACCAUGCACUGUCUGUAUGGUGCCGAUGCGGAUCUGAUUUUCUUGGCCCUGGGCACGCACGAGCCUCACUUCCACGUGCUCAGAGAAGAGGUCCUCCCGAUGAACCAGAAACCCUGCAUGAAGUGUGGCAAUAUCGGGCACUUCCCUGACCAGUGUGAGGGCAAGAUGCGCGACCCUAACCUACCCCCUAUCUACAUCAAGGCGACGUUCUUGUUUAUCCGCAUCAACGUAUUGCGUGAGUACCUGGAGGACGAACUCUACGUCCCUGGCCUGCCUUUCGCGUUCGAUGUCGAGCGUGCGUACGACGACUGGGUCUUCAUGUGCUUCUUUGUGGGCAAUGACUUUUUGCCGCACAUGCCGUCGCUGGAAAUCCGAGAGGGGGCGAUCGACCUCCUGGUAGACAUCUGGAAGAAGGCCUUGCCCAGGUUGGGGGGGUUCAUCUCGGAGAAUGGGACCGUGAACUGUCACCGGGUGCAGACCCUCUUCAAGGAUCUUGGGGAACGAGAGGACGAGAUCUUCAAGCAACGAAAAGAGGAAGAAGACCGUAACCGUAACCGCCGCAAUCAAAAGAAGGCGGAUAAGAAACGCAAGAAAUUGGCUGAGGGUGAACAAUAUAUAGCGUUAGCGGAGGGAUUCGAGGCCAAACCAGUAAAUGCGCCCUCUGAGAACAAGGGACUGGUGAAGUCGGCUUUUGAAGCGAUGAAAGAACGUGAACAGAGCAAACCCGAAAAUGCCAAUAAGGCGGCUGCGGCUGCGCUUAAGAAGUCACUCACCGAUGACCAAUCCUCUGUCUCGACAGACAGCAUCCGAGUCAUUGACACAACCGUCCCUGGGGCGGACGAGAACCUUCCAACUGAGGGAACGAAGCGCAAGGCGCCAGACGAUGACAGUGACGAGGGUGAACCAGAGGACAACGUCCGCAUGCACGAACCCGGGUGGAAAGACCGUUACUAUAGAAACAAGUUCCAGACCACGGCCGAUGAUAUGGAGCAUGUGAAUGCGCUUUCGCAGAGCUUCAUGGAUGGCUUGUGUUGGGUGUUGAGUUAUUACUUCUUGGGGUGUAAGUCGUGGACGUGGUAUUUCCCGUACCAUUACUCGCCUUUCGCAUCGGAUAUCGCUCGGGCAACAAUUAAGGAGCGGGUGGAAUUCGAGCCCGGAAGCAAGCCCUUCAAGGCCCUCGAGCAGCUGAUGGGUGUGUUACCCGCCUCCAGCGGUAAGCGUUUCCUGCCCGAAACAUGGUCCAACCUCAUGUGGAAGUCCGACUCUCCCAUCUUGGACUUCUAUCCCACAGAUUUCAAGGUCGACAUGAACGGCAAACGCUUCGAGUGGAUGGGUGUGGUACUGCUACCCUUUAUGGACGAAAGCAGGCUCAGAGAGGCGCUGAAAGACGUGUACGACACACUUAAUGAGGACGAGAUAAAACGCAACACUCUGGGCACGGAUUAUGUGAUGUGUGGCGGUCGAAGCACGGCCUUUGAUUCGUUCUGUAAAGUGUACGAGAUCCCCGAAAACGACGUGACACUGCAAAUUGUCCCAGCAGUGGCCCAGGGCAUGACCGGGCUGAUUGGCAAGGAUCCCGAGGCUGUGCUGCCGGGGAGCGUGUACUACUCCCCUCUCACGGGCGAAGGUCUGCCGAACAUCGAGUCUAACAACGCCAUCAGCGUGACUUACGAGAACCCCAAGCUCGACAACCCAGACUAUUCCAUGUCACUCAUCCUGCCUGGGGUCAACUUUCCCGAGAAAAAGACCGGGCCUUCCGAUAUAGAACUGGCGCGUUUAGGAGGGUCUCGAGCGGCACGUCGCGGCAGAGGACGUGGUCGUGGUCGCGGUGGUAGGGGAAGAGGUGGAGGAGAUCGUGGAGGGUAUGGUAACCAUGGCAACCAGGGCGGUCGACAGAAUCAGGUGGACUUCCAUAAGAUGGGCGGUGGUGGAAGGAACUUCCAGCAGGGUCCGGGCUACGAGGAACAAAUGCAGCACACACAUGUGGAAGUGCAGAAUGCUUUCACGUCGGGCUAUCAACGGCGCCCGGCCAACAACAACGGCAACUACCCGCCACGCGGGGGACAUAACAAUAGCACCUACGGUAGCCAUAGUAGCCAGCAACAGGGCGGCAGGUAUUCGUACAACCAGCCGACCGGAGGAUAUGUAGGUCACCACAGCAACCGGGGAGGACAGAGCUACCAGCAACCACGUGACGGAUAUAGUGGUGGUGGUGGUGGUUAUAGCAACUCAAGGCACUCGGGUGGACAAGCAGGGGCAGGCUAUAAUCAAAGUAUGGGUUAUUCCGGAGGCCCUGGUGGGCGUGGGGGUCACCAUUUUAAUAAUAUGGGGUCUAAUCGGCCGCAAAACCCAGAGCGAGGUGGCUACCGCAACAAUUCUGAUCAGAAUGGUACACAACAGGGUGGGUACAGGUAUCAGGGAGGAAGCGGUGGCCGUGGCAGCGGUGGUAGGAGGUAUUGA
Molecule: messenger RNA, 3132 nt
Organism: Sphaeroforma arctica JP610
Lineage: Eukaryota; Ichthyosporea; Ichthyophonida
Exons: 11
Coding region: 1-3132 (1043 amino acids)
Biological process (GO): nuclear-transcribed mRNA catabolic process
Cellular component (GO): nucleus
Molecular function (GO): zinc ion binding; 5'-3' RNA exonuclease activity; RNA binding
Source: RefSeq, a predicted model, not a curated record